UGAUGUGCAAGCGCAAGCUGGAGAGUAAGAAAGAGGCCCUGCUCAUUCUGUCCAAAGAGCUGGACACCUGCCAGCAGGAGAGAGACCAGUACAAGCUGAUGGCCAACCAGCUGCGGGAGCGCCACCAGGGCCUGAAGAAGAAGUACAGGGAGCUCAUCGAUGGUGACCCCUCGUUGCCACCAGAAAAACGCAAUCAGGCAAGUGGCUGUGGAUGUCAUGGGCGUAUUGUCUUCGUUGUGUCACAGUGUACAUUUGGUGUGCUGUUCCUGUAUGUUAACAGUUAUUGGGAGCGGGUGAAACAGCUCACCGAGGAGGUGAAGGAGCUGACUCAGAGGCUUGUGGAGGCCCAGGGGGAUAACAAGCUCCUGAGGAUGACCAUUACUCGACAGAGGCUGGGGGAUGAGGAGGUGGGGGCGCGCCACUUUCCUGCCCAUGAACGUGAGGAUCUGGUUCGCCAGCUAGAGAGAGCAGGGCUACAGAUGGAGGAGAUGGAGCACAACGUGAAGGCUCUGACAGACGAGCUGCAGGACGUGAAGGCGGAACGCAACGUGUUCAGGGAGAAGGCAGACCGACUCAAUGUGGAGCUCAACCACAUCCUGGGGAACCAUGAGGCGCGCAUCAUCGAUGUGGACGCGCUGUGCAUGGAGAACAGGUAUUUGCACGAGCGUUUCAGCCAACUACAAGAGGAGGUCAACCUGCUCAAAUCAAACAUCAUGAAGUACAAGACGGCUCUGGAGAGGAGGAAAAACUCGGGCACCUAUGGGAAAUCAAACAGCAGUCCCCUCACUGGAGUCCUCUCUGCCAAACAAGUCCAGGAGAUGCUCCUGGAGGAGCAAGGCUGCAGCUUGCCAGCCACGCCUCAGUCGAUCUCUGACCUCAAGUCCCUGGCCACGGCUCUGCUGGAGACCAUCCAUGAGAAGAAUCUGGUCAUCCAGCACCAGAGGCACACCAACAGGAUCCUGGGAAACCGUGUUGCGGAUCUGGAAAAGAAGCUGAAGACCUUGGAGGUUUCAGGACUGUGGAGCCUUCCAGGCUUGACCUACCGCAUAUCUGUGGGAAUUGGGAGGACUCAAGACAGCAUCACACUGAAUGAGAACCUUCAACCAGAACUUCAUCCAACCCCUGCCACAUUUCAACCAAACAUCCAGCCUAGAGUGCAGGCCUCCCGAGACGACAGAGGUUCACAUGAAUCACCAUGGGAGUGCCACACCACUGGCAGCGACCUUGGCACAGAUGGCCUCAGUGUGGGAGACACACCUGCACUGCUCAACAACCUGGACCCUCUAGUGGGGGUGGAGACGAAUGGGAUUGACAGGAGAGGAAGGGACAUAGUGACCCUGACGGAAGAUCGAGCUGCCUUCCAGCUGGAGGAGGGGCGGAGUCCAGUGGAAGAGGCUGGGCAUGAGGUGGAAGGAGCUGAAGAUGAAGAACUGGGUUGCACAGUGGAGGAAGGAGAAGAGGCGGCCUUGGCGCUGGAUGUGCCGCCCGCUGCAUCAGACCUUCCAUGGCUUUCAGUUAAACAGCCCUUUGUCGAUCAAUCAGACAUGGGUCAUCAGCCCUGUGAGUCCCAGGAUGAUGGCUUUGAUGGCGUACCUGAACAUGUAGAAGCUUCUGUAUCAGUUCCAGAGAAGCAGGCCACAGAUGUGUCGGGGGCAGGGGAGUGGGAUGUUCACUGUGCAUCUCAGCAGAGUGACACCUGCCAUAGUGACAACUUGGCAUGAUCUGACAUCCCUGAAAGCCUUGAAGCUUAUUUAAAUCCUUGUUGUUCUCGUUGAUGACUGCAUUUACCACUCCUGGGCUGCUUUCUCGCAACAUAAGCAGUGCUCACUGCUUCCCUUUGCCCCUGACAGCUCUGUUUUAGUCAAUACAACAGAUAAAACACUUUGCAGGCUCCACGGACAGAAGUACACUUGGUAGGUAGACAGGCUUGCUGCUGUGCAGGAACAAUCUUGUUGCAAACUUCAUGCCUUACAGGAAGAAUUUAGCAAGCAAAAUAAGAAAUAUGGCAGCGCCAACCCCCGUGCCCUAUAUUCCCUUCUUCUUUCCCCUGCCAUAAAUUAAUCCAAGUUGUUUGCUUUCUUCUUCCUCUUCCUAAGGGAUGCCACUGAAGUGAGUGCUGCAUUUCAUUGGUACUCUCACAAGGGUCCACAUUUUCACAUUUGCUAUCCAUAACUUGCAAUGAGCAGGUUGUACAUUUAUGUAAAUGAAUAACAUUAAUAAUAGAGAUUGAUUUCUGUUUAUAUGUAUGGGUGAAUCUGUUUUCUCUUAUUUACAACCUCAAAUCAGACAAAGUUGGAACAGUAUGUAAAAUUAAAACU
Molecule: messenger RNA, 2318 nt
Organism: Monopterus albus (swamp eel)
Lineage: Eukaryota; Metazoa; Chordata; Actinopteri; Synbranchiformes; Synbranchidae
Product: coiled-coil domain-containing protein 149-like
Exons: 12
Coding region: 3-1721 (572 amino acids)
Source: RefSeq, a predicted model, not a curated record